UUUGCGGCUGCUGCUACUGCAGCAGUAGCGCAGCAGCAAGAGCGGCUCAGGUUGAUUUAGAAUACGGAUGACAGUGGCCUGGCGCGAGCCCACGACUGACGAAAGCUGCUUAUCCCGCUCGGUUUCCAUGGAGACGAGCAGGAGCAGCGGCGGCAGCGGCAGCAGCAGCGAGGCUGUCAGGGAGCUCGGCUGCUAUCGCGCGUCCGCGGGGGUCUGCAGGAGGAAGGAGGAGGCCGGGGCUGGGACCCUCGCGGCAGACAUGGACUUGCAUUGUGAUUGUGCCGCUGAAACGCCGGCCGCCGAGCAGCCGUCGGGGAAGAUUAAUAAAGCUGCUUUCAAAUUAUUCAAGAAGAGGAAAUCGGGUGGCACCAUGCCCAGCAUUUUUGGGGUCAAAAACAAAGGGGAUGGGAAAAGCUCAGGUCCGACGGGGAUGGUGAGGAGCAGGACCCACGACGGAUUAGCCGAGGUGGUGGUGCUGGAGGGCAGCAAAAAGGAGGAGCCGCGCGCCGGGGGCGACAGUGGCGGGGGCCGUGGCGGCGGUCGGCCGAACCCUGGGCCCCCCAGAGCCGCGGGGACCGGCGUGGGCUCCCUAGCCAACAGCUCGGUGGCUAAGUCUCACAGCUUCUUCUCCCUUUUGAAAAAGAACGGGAGAUCGGAAAACGGCAAAGGAGACCCUGCAGAUGCGAGCAAGGCUGGCGGCAAACAAAAGAGGGGGCUGAAAGGGAUCUUCAGCAGUAUGCGCUGGCACAAGAAGGACAAACGCGGCAAGGAGGAGGAGAAGGAGGCGCACGCGGCCGGCCAGGGCAGCCUGAUCUUGCCGGGUUCGCUCACCGCCAGCUUGGAGUGCGUCAAGGAGGAAACGCCCAGAGCCGCGUGCGAGCCGGAGACCCCCAGCCAGGACGCCCCUAGAGACCCAGCAGGUGAGCUCGGAGGGGGAGAGGAGGUGCCUGCCUCCGCUGAUCGCGCCCCAGCGCGGACCUGCCGCGAGGCCGAGAGCCCCGGGUGCCCUAACGACAAAAGCGCCCGGGGAGAGGACGCCGCGGGGCAUCGGCGCGCCGAGAAGCCCCGGGCACCCCCUGAGUCGGGAGCUGGUGAGGUCCACACUGCCGAGGAUGCUUCCAGGACAGGUGACGUUCCGAUAAAGACUGUCCCCCUUGUCGACUCUGAAUGUGGCAGCGGCCGGGCGUCUGCCGUCCCUGACCCUUCCUCUGUCGAUCCACCCUCAGACCCAUCGGCAGAUCGUAUUUGUUUGAUGUUUUCUGACGUGACUUCACUGAAAAGCUUUGACUCUCUUACAGGCUGUGGAGAUAUUAUUGCAGACCAAGAGGAAGAGGCAGGUCCCAGCUGUGACAAGCAUGCCCCCGGGCCAGGCAAGCCAGUUCUCUCUAAAAAGAACCCCAGCGUGGUGGCCUACCAAGGAGGAGGGGAAGAGAUGGCCAGCCCGGAUGAGGUGGACGACACCUAUCUCCAGGAAUUCUGGGACAUGCUCUCCCAGACUGAGGAUCAAGGACAAGGGCCCCAAGAGGGAGCGGCUAAGGUGGCAGCUGCACUGGAGACCAAAGUGGUGCCAGAGACCUCCAAAGAUGCCAGAAGUGUAGAAGCGUCCAAGGACGUGUCCUUGGUCAAACGCAGGAGGCUCAACAGGAUCCCCAUUGAGUCCCAUCCGAAGGAACAGCCCAAACACCCAGAGAAAGAGAAGGAGCAACAAGAAGGCGUCCCCAACAGUGACGAGGGCUAUUGGGACUCGACCACUCCGGGUCCAGAGGAAGAAAGCGCAAGCAGUGGUAAAAAGGCUGGCAUCCCCCGGGAUAGCUACAGUGGGGAUGCGCUCUAUGAUCUCUAUGCUGACCCGGAUGGAAGCCCAGCAGUCCCUCCUGCCAACGAGGAGACGUCUUGCUUGUCUCGGUUAAAGCCUGUGUCUCCAGGAACCAUCACCUGUCCACUGCGAACACCAGGCAGUUUACUGAAGGACUCCAAAAUCCCUAUUAGCAUCAAGCAUCUCACGAACCUUCCAUCCAGCCAUCCAGUUGUGCACCAGCAACCAACCAGGAGUGAGAUGCCCAGAACAAAAAUUCCGGUCUCCAAAGUGCUGGUUCGCAGGGUCAGCAACCGGGGCUUGGCUGGAACCACCAUCCGGGCAGCAGCUUGCCACGAUAGUGCCAAAAAGUUGUGAGGUCUCCGAUGCCAAGGUGGAUGGGCCACAUAUCAAGGAAUACAACUUUCCCCCUGGAAACCAUUAAAGGAUAUUUGCUUCCCCUAAAGAAAGUCAUUUAGUACAGCCCCCUUCUCUGGAGCCUGGACCUAUUAGGUCUUUGUGCUGGGAACAGGGGCAGGAUACAGCGGAGAGGGGGAUGCUACACCUGGGAUUCUCCUCUCAAGAUAAGUCCCUGAGAAUUAUUUUCAAGUACUUUUUUUUCUUUUUCUUUUUUUAACCUUUAAAAAAUAUUUUUUGUUCCUUUUUCUUUAAUACACUGAACCCUUGGAAGUCACCUUUACUUGCCUUUGCAGAAAACAAGACUUAACCAAACCUAAGUUAGCUCAUGCCAGGAUAUUGGGCUGUGCUAGAGUCAGAGGGCCUGGAGGAGUCACUGCAGACCAGAGGACACUUCCCUUUCUUUCUUUCCUUUUCCUUUUCAGAGAUGGGUGGGGGGAAGACCCAUUUCUGUGUCACUGUGUGGAAAACAUCUAACAAAGCUGAAAGAACCAGGGAGUUCUACCUGAUCAAAAGGGAUUUUGGUUGACAGAAAACUUCCCUACUUUCGUUGGCUAGGUGUGCCAAUAGGUAUAGAUUUAUCACUUGGAAAAUAAAGAAAAGUUUUGGUUUGGUUGGUUUAGAUCAUUUGGGGAUAAAUAAAAGGCUUACAGAGUAGUUUUUCACUUUUUGUUUGUUUGUUUGGGGGGGAUCACCUGCCCCUAUCUACCCAGUACAAAAAUCCAGAUCAGGGAAAGAUUUCACUAAAUGCCAAUAGAUACAGUAUUUUAGCAUUUAAAAUUUAACCUUCUCAUGUAGAUAAUGCAUAUUUUACAGCUCAUCCCACUGUUAAUAUUUUAUAAUCUGUCAAUACCCUAGAAUUUAAAAUCUGGUCUUAUAGCUGGAUAUGAUGACUAUCCCCAAACCAUUAGGUUCUUUUAUGUACUGUAACCUGAUACAGAGCUGGUUUGGGUUUAUAAGGGCUCUCUGGUCCUCAAAAAAGAUCUAUUGUGUUGGUGUCCCAGAGGAAUGGUUUUACCUUGUCUUGAUUAAGAGUCCAUUUGUUUUUCACCUCAAACCCUUGUUUUCAAAGAUUUUAUCUUAGUUAUAAAAUUUUAAAUCCAACAUUUCAUCAAUGGUGGUGAGUCCAAAAUGAAGGACACAACAAAAAACCAUAGAAAGUAGUGUUUCCUGCCAUCUGACUUUUGCUUUAUAGAUCAUGGCUGAGACAGGUGUGUUUGGAAUGAAAUUGGCAAGCUUAUGCAUCAUAAACACAUUAUUCUAAGAUUUUUUUUGAGAAGCAGUUUAAUUAUAUGUAUGUUUUCUAAUAUUUCAGCCAAGACUUUUAUUCCAGAAAGGAUUAUUACAUGCCUUGGUAGUUUGAAAGAUAAAGUGAAGCAGUUCCUAGAAUGCUAUUAGUGUCUAGUGACUAAAUUAAUAUCAUUUUGAAAUGUGCUUCAGUGUAUUCAAUCAAAAGGCCAGAACUUCUAGUGGAGGUGAUUCAUCAUAUCAGGAGGAUUAUACAUAUUCAGGUGAAAAACCACCAUGUAAAUGACAUGAACGCUUCUAUAACUCUCAUUUGCCAGAAAUUACUAAGUAGUGGACUGUUAUUUUGUUUUUAAAUUUGUUUUCUGUUUUGUGAAAAAAGAAGGCAAGUUAAAAUAUGAAAACCUAUUUUGAUAAAUGAAAUUGAAAUCAAAAGAGAACAAAUCUGAGUCAGUGAUGUGAGCAGCUUGUUUCCCAUUUUAAAUUCAGAAGGAUUGAAUUAGAAAAAGAGGUAGAAGCUUGCUGAAUUUCUUUAUUUAUUACUGGCUAUUAUUGUGUUGUUUCAGAUCCUUAAUGUUAUUUCAAAACAGUAUUUUAAUAUUUAAUAUCCUUAUAUCUCUAGAUAAGGAUCUUCCUGCAGACAUAGCUUUCAGGGUACUGAACACAAACUACAACAAAUUCAUACAAGCAUCCUGCACGUGCUCACGCACUCAACUGCGUACAAACUAACAGACAAAAGACAUCUAGAAAUAUUUAGCUUUAGAAAUAUCUUGGAAAUUAUUUCUGUUCUUGAGAAAGGGCUUUAAAUUUGAUUUAAUGCUGAUAGUACUAUUUAGACUCAAAAUACAUUCAUUUUCCCCCAGUGAAUCAGAGAAAACAUAAAUUUUAUUUCUAGCUGCAAAACAAAGGCUCUGUUUUUAUUUCCUUCUUGUGCAUUUUCUGGCAAGAAUUAUAUUGUCCUUUGCAUGA
Molecule: messenger RNA, 4426 nt
Organism: Marmota monax (woodchuck)
Lineage: Eukaryota; Metazoa; Chordata; Mammalia; Rodentia; Sciuridae
Gene: Amer2
Product: APC membrane recruitment protein 2
Exons: 1
Coding region: 68-2173 (701 amino acids)
Biological process (GO): regulation of canonical Wnt signaling pathway
Cellular component (GO): plasma membrane
Molecular function (GO): phosphatidylinositol-4,5-bisphosphate binding; beta-catenin binding
Source: RefSeq, a predicted model, not a curated record